UACAUAUCACGUGAUAGGGGUCAUCACUGUCGCUGCAAUGAGGCUGUGCAGACCCAUAGCGUUGUUAGGUCUGUUAGGGAGCAGAGGACUACAGAGAAGUAUGUGUGCUCAGGCGAUGGACUGGCAGAGUGCCAAGUCAAUCUACGAGUUCAACGCCACUGAUAUUGAUGGCAAUGAGGUGUCUCUUGAGAAAUACAGAGGGAAUGUGUGCAUCAUUGUAAAUGUCGCCUCUAAAUGAGGAAAGACCAAGGUAAACUACACUCAGCUAGCGGGAAUGCACGCCUCCUACGCUGAGCAAGGUUUACGCAUCAUGGGCUUCCCAUGCAACCAGUUUGGAGGACAGGAGCCAGGGACUGAUGCAGAGAUUAAGGAAUUUGCCAAAGGUUACAAUGCUGAGUUUGACCUCUUCCAUAAGAUUGAUGUGAAUGGAGACACGGCUCACCCUCUGUGGAAGUGGAUGAAGGCACAGCCCAAAGGCAAGGGACUCUUGGGAAAUAGCAUCAAAUGGAACUUCACAAAGUUUCUGAUUAAUAGAGAAGGACAAGUGGUGAAGAGAUACGGGCCAACGGAUGAUCCCAGCGUGGUGGAGAAGGACCUGCCUACGUACCUGUAAUACUGUCUCCUAUAUGUUUGUUUGACUCCUGACCUCUCCCAUGGACUUAAGGGUAUUGGUGUGUGUGUGUGUGUGUCUGGACCAGUGACGGCCUGUCUGUAAACCCAACAUUGGGAAGGGCAGGCCUGAUGAUCCCCAGCGUGCAACUAACUCCCAGAACACACCCAUGCCAGACCCAUUAGACCAUAUGAGAGGACAUUCAUUAGUUAUGCAAACUAGAGACUCCUCACAUCUUACUGCAGACUCAGCCAUUCCUCUUUCCACUACACAUACCAUGUAGUCCUUUCUUGAUGUUAAGUGACACGUUUGUUCAUGUGUCAAUGUCCAUUUAAUGUAAGGACAUAAGAUGCCAUAUAUUUAUUAGAUUUCUGAAAAGCUACUGAUAAUAUUAUUUGCACUUAACUUAUCGAAGGUUCCAUUAUUGUAUCUGUAGGUCAUGACUUGUCAUGUGAUGAAAUUGGAAAAAUAAAUGCUGUCCAGGACAUUAACUUGUCAAUUUACAUGCACCUAUUAAAAUCAUGAAUUUGCUCA
Anarrhichthys ocellatus (wolf-eel) is the source of this 1144-nucleotide messenger RNA. Its product is annotated as phospholipid hydroperoxide glutathione peroxidase-like. The record is from RefSeq and is a predicted model, not a curated record. The transcript has 7 exons. Lineage: Eukaryota; Metazoa; Chordata; Actinopteri; Perciformes; Anarhichadidae. Gene Ontology annotation, cellular component: nucleus; mitochondrion. Gene Ontology annotation, biological process: response to oxidative stress. Gene Ontology annotation, molecular function: phospholipid-hydroperoxide glutathione peroxidase activity; glutathione peroxidase activity.